AUGGUAGCUUGGACGCGUUUCAAGUUGCUUCUGGCUAUGGUCACCACUCUGGUGGCCAUGGCUUCUGCUGCGGCUGAAUGCCAUAACAUCGAGUCGGUCUUCCUUCAGGACCCCCACACUGGGGAGAAGUACCAGUUCGGUGAAAUCAAUGUUUUGCCUCGGGCCUUGUUUGGUCGUGCUGUCCACGCUGCUGAACUGAUCACUGUCACGGUUACCCAUACCACCUGCGGUCCUGAUGAACCGACCACAACUGUCACCACGGAUGUUCCUUGCACCACUGGUCAUCCUACCACACCUCUCACCACUGAGUCUACCACUCCGGUCCCGGCUCAGGUCACUACCCCUGCGCCUACUACCUCCUUGACCACGGUGCCUGUUGCCACUCAGACUUCUGUACCAAGCGCCCCCCAGGUGUCUACUCAGUCAUCUGCCCCGGCAUCCACACAGACUUCUGCGCCCAGCACUCCUAAGGUGUCUACUCAGUCUACUGUUCCGGUCACCAUCCAGACUUCUGUUCCCAGCACUUCUGAGGUGACCACCCUGUCAUCUGUGCCUGCCGGCCCUCACAGUUCUGUGCCUGGCACUGCCGAAGUUACUACCCACUCGUCUCUGCCUGUUGUCCCUCACAGUUCUGUCCCCAGCGCUACCGAAGUGACCACCAAGUCUUCUACGCCUGGCACCACUUUGGUGACCUCGCAGUCUUCUGUACCUGGAACCGCUGAGACCCCAGUGCCCAGUGCUACUGGGGUACCCACUGGAAGUGGCUCUGUGACUAACACUGGAUCCUCGGUUACUGCCACUGCCACCGAGUCGGUGUCUUCAUCUAGUCCCAAUGCUACCAGCGUGGCCCCUGUUCCUGUCACCACUGCUGUAGACCACACCACCUCUACGAUUCCUGGCACUGUUACCGAGGUGACCACCGAGACGAUCUCUUCGCCUUGCCCUUCCCCCUCUGAAGUCUCUUCUGCUUCUGGAGUGACUACUGGGUCAAUCACAUCUUCUCGUCCUACCAAGGUGGUUCCUGUCCCUGGUACUACUGGAAUUACUUACACAAACUCAACUGUCACCCAGGCUCCUAGCCCUGUGACUAAUUUGAGCACUGGUUACACUGCAUCAUCUCGCUCCAACUCAACUGGGCUGGCUCCUACUCCGGUGACUACUGAAAUCACUAUCACCGUUGAGAUUUCUUGCACCGAGACGACCAAGUGUGUCAGCACCAAGGUUCUUACCACCAGCACCCUGCCAGCCUCGCAGACAACUGUCCCGGCCGUCGCUCCACAUGCCACUACGACCACCGAGAUUCAGCCGACUGUUCCCGCUCCUGUACCCGUUACCACUGAAUUGGUCACUGCCACGGUUGAGAUCCCUUGCACUGAGACCACCAAAUGCAUCAGUACCAAGGUAUACACCACUAUCCCUGCGGAGACUACCACCAUCUCUGUGACUCCAAUUCCGGCUACAGUUCCUGCUCCACAGACCACCACUGAAGUUGUGACCACUAUGGUCCAGCCAACUGUUCCUGGUUCCCCUCCACAGGAGACCACCAAGGUUAUCACCACUGUCAUUCAGCCCACUGCUCCUGUCCCUGCUCCACAUACGACCACCGAGCUUGUGACCACUGUCAUCCAGCCAACUGUUCCUGGUGCUGUUCCUCAGGAGACCACCAAAGUUGUCACCACUGUCAUUCAGCCCACUGCUCCUGUCUCUGCUCCGCAUACGACCACCGAGGUUGUGACUACAGUGAUUCAGCCUACUGUUCCUGCUCCAGUCCCGCAGGCUCCCACCCACGAGGUGACUACCGAGAUCAAGCCGACUGAGUUGGUCCCACUUCCACACGCCACGACUGUUGAGGCUACUACCCUGGUCAAGGUUCCUGCUCCUCCUGCUCAGCAGAGUACCACAACCGAGUCCAAGGUUUCCGUUGUGCCUCCCCAACAACCUACCCACACUCAGAAGGAUAUGGCCCCGCCGUCUCCUCAGGGUACUUCUUCCAGUGGCACCCACGCCCCUUCUCCUGUUUUCAACAGUGCCGAGGCCGCUGGGAUCAUGGACAGCCGUCUCCUUACCAUGAGCAUUUUGAUUAUGCUCUCUCACUUGUUUCACUUGAUCAUGUGA
Penicillium concentricum is the source of this 2115-nucleotide messenger RNA. RefSeq lists its product as uncharacterized. NCBI's taxonomy places the organism in Eukaryota, Fungi, Ascomycota, Eurotiomycetes, Eurotiales, Aspergillaceae. The coding region runs from base 1 to 2115 and encodes 704 amino acids. The transcript has 4 exons. The record is from RefSeq and is a predicted model, not a curated record.